AUGGUGCUGAAGCGUGACGAUUUGUUGGAAGUGGCCAGGGAAUUUGAACAGGCUGACCGGCAACUGAGGAGAGCGCAGAUCCGUGCGGCUGUGCGAAGAGCGUUCCUGACCUCCGCUGCGGCAGAGAAGCAGGAGAGGAAAAACCGCAGCAUAAGCAGCAUUCCUGACCUUCAGAGAGAACGAAGCAGCCGUAGCAUCAAGAGGCCGGCAGAACGGGUUGCCAAUGGUCCACCGGCCUGGGGUCGCCUGGGGUGA
Cladocopium goreaui is the source of this 255-nucleotide messenger RNA. Lineage: Eukaryota; Dinophyceae; Suessiales; Symbiodiniaceae. The record is from the annotation of a GenBank genome assembly.